ACAAAUGGAUCCGUGUUUUCUUUCAUGGAAAAGAAAAGACCAAUGUUAUCAGAGAAGAAAAAGGAACUCGAUGAAAACAUAUGGGAUUGUGGGAGUCCUCUCUAUGAUUCAUAUGAAUUAGCUUCAAUCAGUCGUAUCCUAGAGAGGCACACCAUAGCUUUGCCAUAUCCCUGCUAUCACUAUGACUCGAUGCGGUCGGGAUUCAUAUCAAACAAGCCCGAACCCGAAGGGAGAUCGGAGGGGAAAAUGGGUAAUCUUCAUGCACUAGGAUUGUUCCGGAAAGUCGUGAGUUGGACGCUGUGGAAGACGAGGAUUAGACGGUAUCGAAACAACAAGGAUGAAAAGGGCAAUUACGGCACGUUACUGACAAGCAUCGUCCAAGCAAUCAAAACAGAGCAGGAAACUUUCUCGCAUUAUCUUGAAACAGAGGCUAACUUCAAACAAAAAGGAUAUGUUACAAAACGCCGUUUCUGAUUUGCCUUUUAUUACUUCACUCCGCCGUAUUUCAUAAGUACCAAACAACUAGCCUUCCUAGUUGCCCUUCUUUCUUUUUUCCUCUAAAAAUAUGGCUCAGCCACCGCAACCGGAGCUACGUCUAGACUCUGACGCCGGAGCUGUGUUUGUUCUCGAAUCAAAAGGGAAGUGGUGGCAUGCGGGGUUUCAUCUAACGACGGCAAUCGUGGGGCCGACGAUCCUGACGUUACCGUAUGCAUUUAGAGGAUUAGGAUGGAUACUAGGCUUCUUCUGUUUAACGGUGAUGGGAUGUGUAACCUUCUACUCUUACUACCUCAUGUCCUUGGUGCUCGACCACUGUGAAAAAGCUGGUCGCCGCCAUAUACGCUUCCGAGAGCUCGCCGCUGAUGUUUUAGGAUCAGGAUGGAUGUUUUAUUUUGUGAUAUUUAUUCAAACAGCCAUUAACACUGGGGUUGGAAUAGGAGCAAUUUUGCUUGCAGGGGAAUGCCUUCAGAUCAUGUAUUCGAACCUUUCCCCCAGCGGAUCGUUGAAACUGUACGAGUUCAUAGCAAUGGUAACAGUGGUUAUGAUAGCUCUCUCUCAGAUUCCCACAUUCCAUUCCCUCAGACACCUCAAUUUUGCUUCUCUAGUUCUCAGCUUGGGCUACACGCUCCUUGUGGUUGGUGCUUGUAUCCACGCAGGUUUGUCUAAAAAUGCUCCACAUAAAGACUAUUCAUUGGAAUCUUCAAGUUCAUCGAGGGUGUUUAGUGCCUUCACUUCUAUAUCCAUAAUAGCCGCCAUUUUCGGAAAUGGGAUUCUUCCUGAAAUACAAGCAACAUUGGCUCCACCUGCUACUGGGAAGAUGUUUAAAGGACUCUUAAUGUGUUACAGUGUAAUUUUAGUUACUUUCUACUCAGCUUCAGUUUCUGGAUACUGGGCUUUUGGAAACAAAUCAAAUUCAAACAUUCUCAAGAGCCUAAUGCCUGACGAUGGACCAUCAUUGGCCCCGACAAUAGUUAUUGGCCUUGCAGUUAUAUUUGUUCUUUUACAGCUACUUGCCAUUGGCCUGGUUUAUUCUCAAGUUGCUUACGAGAUCAUGGAGAAGCAAUCAGCUGAUGUAAACCAAGGGAUGUUUUCAAAGAGGAACCUUAUCCCUAGGCUAAUUCUUCGAACCCUGUAUGUCAUAUUCUGUGGGUUUAUGGCAGCAAUGCUUCCCUUUUUUGGUGACAUCAAUGGUGUGAUAGGUGCUAUUGGCUUUAUCCCUUUAGAUUUUGUCCUCCCUAUGCUUCUUUACAACAUGACCUUCAAGCCCAAAACAUCGUCCCUCAUCUAUUGGAUCAAUCUGUUUAUCAUGGUUGUCUUCACCAGUGCCGGAAUCAUGGGCGCUUUCUCUUCUAUUAGGAAGUUGGUUGUUGAUGCCAACAAGUUCAAGCUGUUUAGCAGUGAUGUGGUUGAUUAAUCAUAUGUAUAAAGCACUAAACAAAGUCUUAAGCAAAAGCCAAAGUUAAAGCCCUUUCGGCCCGGCUGAAAUGUACAAAUCAAAUGUUUCAUGAGGCGUGGGCUAGGUUGAGAUUGAAAGGAGCAACGUUCCACGACAGAAAGGCAAUUCUGUCUUUAGAAAAUGAAACCUCUGGCAUCUGAAACUAGCAGAGUUGCAGUUUAAGGAAGAUGUCCUGUGCUGCUAUCUUUAAUCUUCUCAAUUGAUUUGAAAGAUUGGUUUUUAAACAACAAUUAAAAUAAAGAAUGGUAGUCUUUGAUUUUAA
Molecule: messenger RNA, 2216 nt
Organism: Gossypium raimondii (Peruvian cotton)
Lineage: Eukaryota; Viridiplantae; Streptophyta; Magnoliopsida; Malvales; Malvaceae
Product: probable GABA transporter 2
Exons: 8
Coding region: 566-1912 (448 amino acids)
Cellular component (GO): plasma membrane
Source: RefSeq, a predicted model, not a curated record